Messenger RNA from Rubroshorea leprosula, 1959 nucleotides. The record is from the annotation of a GenBank genome assembly. Lineage: Eukaryota; Viridiplantae; Streptophyta; Magnoliopsida; Malvales; Dipterocarpaceae.
GUGGAGAGUAGAGACCAGAAAUCAGCAUUACGAAAAAAAAAACAAAAAAAGAAAAAAGGAUUUCUUCUUCUUCCUGUAUAAAUCCCUUCGAGUUGUGUUAGAGAGGGGUAUUUUUUCGGGUCCAGCAAAGGGGAAGAGGGAGGAGGUGCGAGAAAAUUUUUUAAAUUGGGGAUCUCUACUCUCUAGACAUGGCAAGGGAUCAAUUGCAAGUGCUUAAUGCACUUGAUGCAGCCAAAACACAAUGGUACCAUUUCACAGCAAUUAUAAUUGCUGGGAUGGGAUUAUUCACUGAUGCAUAUGACCUCUUUUCCAUUUCUCUGGUGACCAAAUUGCUUGGCCGCAUAUACUACUACAAGGAGGGUGCUACUUCACCUGGCAGUCUUCCUUCAAAUGUAGGAUCGGCUGUUACUGGUGUUGCCUUAUGUGGUACCCUUGCAGGCCAGCUUUUUUUUGGCUGGCUUGGUGACAAGAUGGGCCGGAAACGUGUUUAUGGCCUGACCCUUAUGCUUAUGGUAAUUUCAUCAGCUGCCUCAGGCCUUUCCUUUGGGAAAGACGCUAAAGCUGUUAUGGCAACACUCUGCUUCUUCCGGUUCUGGCUUGGUUUUGGCAUUGGUGGUGACUACCCUCUUUCUGCUACAAUUAUGUCCGAGUAUGCUAAUAAAAAGACUCGUGGAGCUUUUGUUGCUGCCGUGUUUGCCAUGCAAGGUUUCGGGAUUUUGGCCGGGGGGAUGGUUGCAAUUAUAGUUUCUGCGGCUUUCAAUAACGGAUACCCUGCACCAACAUAUGAGAAGGAUGCUGUUGGAUCAACUGUGCCUGAAGCUGAUUAUGUUUGGAGAAUAAUUUUGAUGUUCGGCGCAAUCCCAGCUUUACUGACCUAUUACUGGCGUAUGAAGAUGCCAGAAACUGCACGAUACACUGCCUUGGUGGCCAAGAAUGCAAAACAGGCUGCAGCUGAUAUGUCAAAAGUUCUUCAGGUUAAUUUACAGGAAGAACAGCAGAAAGUUGAACAGAAAAAAGGUGUUGAUUAUGGUUUGUUCUCUUCACAAUUUCUCCACCGCCAUGGACUCCACUUGCUUGGUACCACCACUACAUGGUUCUUCUUGGACAUUGUCUUCUACAGCCAGAACCUUUUUCAGAAGGACAUUUUCACUGCAAUUGGUUGGAUUCCAGAAGCAAAAACUAUGAAUGCCCUUGAAGAGCUUUACAGAAUUGCUAGAGCACAAACCCUCAUUGCACUAUGCAGCACUGUUCCGGGGUAUUGGUUCACAGUGGCAUUGAUUGAUAAGAUAGGGAGGUUCAAAAUUCAACUGAUCGGCUUCUUCUUUAUGACUGUCUUCAUGUUUGCCUUGGCUAUCCCUUACCAUCACUGGACUCUACCAGACAACAGAAUUGGCUUCGUUGUCAUGUACUCCCUUACGUUUUUCUUCUCAAAUUUUGGUCCAAAUGCCACCACCUUUGUAGUCCCUGCAGAGAUUUUCCCAGCAAGGCUGAGAUCAACAUGCCAUGGAAUAUCAGCUGCAUCAGGCAAGGCUGGAGCUAUUGUCGGUGCAUUUGGCUUUGUGUAUGCUGCCAAUUACAUUGGAGUGAGGAAGACACUUAUAGCGUUUGCUGUGGUCAACCUCCUCGGAUUGUUGUUCACAUUCUUGGUGCCUGAAGCCAAAGGAAAAUCCCUGGAAGAACUUUCAGGUGAAGCUGAGGAUCAAAAUGAAACUGAAACACAAUCAGGAAAUGUUUCAGUUUAAUUAGGAUACAUCAUUUAUAAAUCUACAUUUCCCACACAUAUUAUGCCUAAAUAAACUUUUCGUGAUCCUCCCUUAGAAAUAAUGACCUCAGAAUGUUCCUUUUCUUUUUAGCUUAAACUAUUAUGUCUUUCAUAUAGCUCUAUCAGGUUACGCUGCCUUUAGAUUUCUCAUGUAAAUACUGAGGUUUUAUUUUUAUGAAUAUAAAUCCGAAGCUCUA